This is a messenger RNA of Bipolaris zeicola 26-R-13, 1482 nucleotides long. RefSeq lists its product as uncharacterized. The coding region runs from base 1 to 1482 and encodes 493 amino acids. The record is from RefSeq and is a predicted model, not a curated record. The transcript has 2 exons. Gene Ontology annotation, molecular function: NAD+ binding. NCBI's taxonomy places the organism in Eukaryota, Fungi, Ascomycota, Dothideomycetes, Pleosporales, Pleosporaceae.
AUGGCUGCCCACGCCUCAGAGGGACCCGUCGCUGUCCACGACUCCGCCCCGCCCCCUGCUCCGGCUGGCAAGGCGGAACACACAGCGGGGGGCGCGACCAAACCCAAAGAAGAGGACGCGCCUGCGCCUGACAACGACGACGAGGAUGGUGGCGUGUGGGAUUCGGCUUCGCUGUAUGAGGAGAUUCUGGAUGAAGUCGAAGCCUUCGAGUACUCCAACGACGGCAAAGAUGUGUGCACUGCUGACGAGGCGCGCCGACUGCGCCAGCGACUGCACGAGGUUGGCGCCAGCCAGUUCGUCAUGGAAAACAUCACCAGCGAGAAGAUGACGGCGCGCAAACUGUGUACCGCGUUUGGCGUCAGGAUACCCAAGUUCCUUGAAGAAGCGCCCGACGAGAACUUCUACCAGUUGCUUGGCCUGGCCAUCAACCGCGAGCUCAACAAGCGUCCCCGCCUUGAGCAGUACAAGACCAUUGACGACGCUGCAAAACUGCUGCUGGAGCGCAAGAACAUCAUGGUCAUCACCGGCGCAGGCAUCUCGACGAGCCUCGGUAUCCCCGACUUUCGUUCCAAGAACACAGGUUUCUACUCGCGACUGUUGCAGAUGGGCUACGACGAGCCCGAGGAGGUCUUUGACAUUCACAACUUUGACGAGAACCCGCGCACCUUUUAUGCGCUUGCCGGUGACAUUAUCCCCGACCUUGAAAAGUGGACGCCUACGCACGAAUUCAUACGCCUACUCCAGGAUAAGGAAAAGCUGCUCACCAACUACACUCAAAAUAUCGAUAAUGUCGAAGCACACGCGGGAAUACGCAAGGAUAAGCUUAUCCAGUGCCACGGCUCCUGGGCCACUGCGACAUGCCGGAAAUGCAAGUUCAAGGUACCGGGUGAGGCCAUCUUCGACGAUGUGCGCGCACAGCGGCCUGCUGAGUGUCAGCGCUGCAAGGACGAAAUCGCAGCCCAACCCAGCAAGAAGCGCAAACGCCAAUCCAACGCCAACGGCAGCAGGAAGAAGCGAUCCAGCGACGAAGACUCCGAAUCCGAUGGCGCCUUUGACAUUCCCCAGCCGGGCAUCAUGAAGCCGGAUAUUACCUUCUUCGGCGAAGCCCUUCCCAAUGACUUCUUCGACCGGCUAAAGGAUGUAGACAAGGACAAGGUAGAUUUGGUCAUUGUAAUGGGCACGAGCAUGAAAGUCGCUCCCGUAUCUGAGAUACCCAACUUUCUGCCCCGCGACAUUCCGCAGAUUUACAUCUCACGAGAUCCCAUUCACCACAUCAACUUCGACAUCAACCUCCUUGGCGAUUGCGAUGUCGUAGUGGCCGAGCUUGCCCGCCGUGCGGGUUGGCAACUCAACCACAAAAUGAUACCCGAGGGUCAGUCAGUUGACGUCACUCUUACCGAUGACAUGGAUCAUAUUUCCACCGUCAAGGCUCGCAUCCCAGUGACGACUACGACAAAUAAUCAUAUUAACGAACGGGCAUAA